Molecule: messenger RNA, 359 nt
Organism: Medioppia subpectinata
Lineage: Eukaryota; Metazoa; Arthropoda; Arachnida; Sarcoptiformes; Oppiidae
Source: the annotation of a GenBank genome assembly
AUUUGAUUCAAUGCCUCGUUUAGUGAUUGGUGUAAAUUGUUUGUAAAAUCUGUUUGUGAUAAUAGUAUUAAAUAGAUGGUAAUCUCAGUGAAUUGGACCAUCAUCUAACAGCUAACAUCUAUGUUGAAGUAUUAAAACAAUAUUAAACAAUGGACCCAAAAGAUUCGUGGAUUUGUCCCAACGAUCGGGAGCUGACAUUAAGAGCGAGAUUAGACACGGGAUGGUCUGUUAAAAGCAACCAAAUCCAGAACAAUACGCCAAAAGUGGAUCCAAUCAAUGAUUGUGAACAAAAAAUGAUACUUAAAGUAAUUAAUAAAGCGAAACAAAUGGAGAAAAUGGAAAAAGAUAGGAUUAAGUAA